Messenger RNA from Aureobasidium namibiae CBS 147.97, 615 nucleotides. RefSeq lists its product as uncharacterized. The record is from RefSeq and is a predicted model, not a curated record. The transcript has 3 exons. NCBI's taxonomy places the organism in Eukaryota, Fungi, Ascomycota, Dothideomycetes, Dothideales, Saccotheciaceae. Bases 1 to 615 code for a protein of 204 amino acids.
AUGCAUCCAUCGGUCUCCUCGACGCUUGCUGUGCCGCAAUGUGGAACAGAGCAUCUGGUAUCUCGCUUCCAAAAUACUCAAUCCCAGCAUCAUCUCUGCCGGACAGUGGGGUCUAGGGUCCAUCCGUACGCCAAGUUCUACGUCGACCCGCAAGGCCCUAAAGCACCCGUCAAAAAGAACGAUAUCUGGGGCAUGGAUGGAGAAGCUGGGUUGAUAACAUUGUCCCCGCUCAUCGAUCCCAUCAUAUCUCAGAAGCAACAAAAAUUCAUUGCUUGGGUGGUCAGCGAGUCGACACUUGAGACGUGUUCCCUGUUGCACGGAUUGAAAGCGGUCUACAUCCCUCACCUAGUGGCCUUCAAUCUGGAGUUCCACGCUGAGACACCAGAAGAUCAAGGAAAAGAAUUGGACAACAUGGCAAACAAAGGUCUAGCAUGGAACCCUGCUGGUGGCGAGCAUGCCGGACUGCUGUGGUGUUCGGAUAUCGGGCUGCCAGAACACCAGUGGCUGAGUGCGAGUUACUUCUACUGGGCGGGUGAUGCACCAAGGCUGUGGUGGGAAUAUACUAAUGGGAGCUGUACUCACCAUCUGGUGCUGCAUCCUAUCAAAUCAGACUAA